This is a messenger RNA of Chenopodium quinoa (quinoa), 2389 nucleotides long. RefSeq names its product AT-hook motif nuclear-localized protein 9. The transcript is spliced from 6 exons. Lineage: Eukaryota; Viridiplantae; Streptophyta; Magnoliopsida; Caryophyllales; Amaranthaceae. Gene Ontology annotation, molecular function: minor groove of adenine-thymine-rich DNA binding. Bases 1107 to 1970 code for a protein of 287 amino acids. The record is from RefSeq and is a predicted model, not a curated record.
CCCAUAUCUAUAUUCAUAUUAUACUUUAUUUUAGAUGGGUCGUAUAAUGCCUUGAGCCAGCUCACACUAGACCCAUUUUCUUCUUUAAUUUAACUCGAACAUCCGAUUUGACGACUCUAGUAGAGACUAAAGACCACAGAGGAAACAUAUGAUCUACAAGCACGGGUUGAUAAUUGUUUGAGAUGGGGAUUGUGGUGGGAGCACGAGGUAAGGUUCUAAAAAGGAAGAAAGAAAGAAGUGGAUGAUGAUUGAUGAUGAGAUAAAACUCACAAAAGAAGAGCUAGUUUAUCCACAAGAAAAUUAAAUAAAAUUUAAAUAAUAAAAAAAAAAAAAAUCCCAUUUUCUUUCCUUUCAUUUUCUGUUACCCCAAAAAGAAAAAAUUAACACUGUUUGUAGUUUUGGAUAGACUACAUUACACUACACUCCAAUUUUCUCUCUCUUUCAUUCAUUCAUUCAUAAUCCCGCCGUAGUGGAAAUGAAGUGUCAUCUUCAACCUCACAGAAUCACAUAAUCUUGCUAAAAUCCAUCCUUUUUUCCUCACUUUUUAUCAUUAUUAUAAUUAAGAUUGAUGAUAAAAUCUUCCUUUAAUCAAAACCACCUACAUUCUACCCACUUAAAAAAACUCAUCUUUCAUUAAUGGCGGCGCUUGAUCAUUUGCAACUCUAAAAACCCAGAAUUUUUCUUGUAUUUCUUCAAUUUUAACCCCUUUUAACAAUUUUUGUUAUAUUCUUCUAAAUGGUUUUUUUUUUUUUUUUUUUUUUUUUUUUUUUUUUUUUUUGUUAAUGGAGUAGUACAAGAUUUGGUUGGCUAAUUAUAGCUUUUAAAUUGCUUGAACUCCUGAAAAUUUCUUGUGCCUUGGAAACAAGAGUAGCUGUUGACUAGGGAAAUUAAGCACAUUGUAGUGUAUUUAUGUGUCUGAACUGAAGAUUCAAUCAGUUUUGCUAUAAAGGUUGCUUCAUAGUUUCCAAGCCUUCUUAGAUCAAAGAGGUGAGGAGACUAAUUGGGUUGAAGGUAUAUAAUUUGUGAAGUUGAUUGGAAGCUAAGGGUGUUCUCAAUUGGGGUUGUGCAAGUAUCUUUGAAUUGCUGUGAUUCUGUGAACUAAAUGCAUGGAGAGGGAACCUAUGCCAAUGUCAGGACCUGGUGGCUUUUAUAUGCAGAGAGGAUUGGCCGGGUUACAUGGGCCGCAAGGUGUCCAUUCAUUGCCUAAUUCCGGGAUGCCUUUCCAAUCAAAUGUCGGGGGCUCUUCAGGACCGAGUAUGAGGGUGGAACCCUCUUCAACUGUUCUAUCAGAUGGCCGUGGUAUAGGUGCACCAUCAUCAAUGCAGGCUUCUGCUACACCAAUGCGAAGGAAAAGAGGAAGGCCUCGGAAAUAUGGAAUUGAAGGGAAAAUGUCAUCAGACCUCUCCUCUGUAUCAGCUGCCCCUAGGAUUAUGAACACCUCAACUGAGAAGAGAGGUAGAGGCCGGCCUCCUGGUAGCGGAAGAAAGCAACCAUUGGCUCCCUUUGGCAAACUUGUGUCUGGCUCAGCUGGUGUGGGCUUUACUCCUCAUGUUAUUAAAGUUGCAGCAGGGGAAGACAUUGCAUCAAAACUCUUGGCAUUUGCACAACAAGGGCCUAGAGCUGUAUGUAUAUUGUCAGCAAAUGGUGCUGUCUCCACAGUGACCCUACGACAGCCCUCAACUUCUGGUGGUACCGUCACAUAUGAGGGGCGCUUUGACAUAUUAUGCAUGUCAGGAUCUUUCUUGCUUCUUGGUAAUGAUGGUUCUCGUGAUCGAAGUGGUGGUGUGAGCAUUUCACUUGCAAGCCCUGAUGGCCGUGUCAUUGGUGGAGCCAUUGGCGGAAUGCUUAUUGCAGCCUGCCCUGUUCAGUUGGGAGCUUUUUAUGGACAUCUCCGAAGACAAAUCCAAAGAUCAAAGAAGGAAAUGAAGGUGGUGAAGAUUCGGAGCAUUAUUCUGUUGACAACACGAUGAUGGCUCCUCCAAGUGGUCGACAGAGCCAAAAUUUAUCGUCUCCAACCUCUGCGAUGGGUGCAUGGGCUAGUCCACAAACGCUGGACUUGAGAAAUUCUCAUAUGGACAUUGAUCUGAUGCGUGGAUGAAAGGGAUAAUUACCUCUGUAAAUAUCUUCUCUCUUUUGAAGAUACACUAAUUAAUGUCUAAUCUAACUAUUGUAUAUCAGCAGCUCAACCCAAAGAAAGGAGUAGGGCUCAUUUUAGGCUUGAUACUCCCUUAUUUUGACAUGGAAAUCAUGUUUAUGUCAUUCUUACUAGGCACUGAAUACUUUUUUUUUGUUUUUUUGAAACCAGGCACUGAAUACUUCGUAUAUGUUAGGUUUGCUUAACAAAAUUUUCUUUCAUCUGCCAAGUACCUGCCUUGGAUAAUGAAUAUUC